GAAUUAACUUUUUAAAUUAUAAAAAAACAAAAAAUGUCUAAAUUAACUAAUAUGUAUUACUCACAAUAUGAAAGUUCUAUAGAAAGUGAAGCUGCUUAUGAUUCUGAUAAUUCAGAUACACAUGAAAUUUUAAUAAAGUCACCAUCUCAUGCUCAAUUUUAUAAAUAUAUUGAACGUAGAAAUGAUGAAGAAUUAUUACAUGAAUCUUGGAAAUUUACAAUACGUGAACAAAUAAAUCUUGCAACAGAGAUUAAAGAGCAAUGUGGUAUGGAAGUUAAUCUAACAGAUAAUCAAGUAUGUUAUAUUUAUAAACCUGGUAUAGAUGAAACUCAUAUACCAGGCAUCAAAUUUAAAAUAACAUUUAUUUAUAUUAAACUAUUGCGUAAAUGGUACAUUAGUUUAGGGCACAGUCGCCUUCCAGAUGUAAUAACACUUGAGAAUAAAGUAAAAAGAGUAUUACAAAGUUUAAAUCAACGUCCUGGACAAUCUAUAACUAUGCAGAGUAUGCAAAAUAAAAUACCAGGUAUGGGUAUGAUGCCUGCUCAAACUAGUGGUCCAAUGAAUCAUAUGGGUCCAAUUCAAACCAUGCAAACCAAUUCAAUGUUAACACAAUUGAAUCCAAUGAGUCAAGGAAAUAUGUCUCAGCAAAUGAAUCAAAUGGUUCCCAAUCAAAUGACACAAAUCAAUUCAGGACAAAUGCAGCAGAAUAUGCAAACUCAAAUGCAAAAUCAACUAUCUAAUCAAAUAAAUAAUCAAAUUACUGGAUCUAUAAGUGGAAUCCAAACAAAUAUGCCACAACAAAUGAAUCAGAUUGCUCCAGGACAAUUAGGCCCUGGUCAAAUGCAACAGCAGUUAAGUCAUAUGCAAAGAAAGCAAGGUGAAAUGAUAAAUGCUGGUUUUCCUGGGCCUCGAAAUGUUACACCAACUCAAUUUUUAGGUCAAAGUCCAUCACCAUCUGCUCCAAGUCCUGCUGGUUUAGGUGCACCAUCAAGUAAUCAAAUGGUAGCAUCACCAGCAUUAGUUCCUUCACCUAGUCCACAACAUGCUAUGAUGGCAGGACCACAACGAUCUGUAGGUAUGGCACCAUCUCCUAGCAGUUCCUUGAAUACUCCAGGAGGUGUAGGAGCUACCCCAAGCCCACAACAAGAAGACCAAGCUUAUAGAGAUAAAGUUAAACAAUUAAGUAAAUAUGUAGAACCUCUACGAAGAAUGAUUGCUAAAAUGGGAAAUGAAGGAAAUGUUGAUAAAUUAAGCAAAAUGAAGAAACUUUUAGAAAUUCUAUCAAAUCCUAGUAAACGAAUGCCUUUAGAUACAUUAUUAAAAUGUGAGGUAGUUCUUGAAAAAGUAGAUUUUAAACGAAGUGAUGCUAGUGUUGGGCCUCCAGUUACAACGUUAAAAGAACAUCAUUUCUUCAGUCCACUUUUAGAAGCAGUAAGCACGCAUCUUCAGAGUCCAGUAGUAAAUCAUACAUUACAACGUACUUUUGGUCCCUGUUUAGAAGCUUUAUUUGGUCCAGAAAUAAAAAAUUUACCACAACCACUAAAAAAAAAAAUAGAAGAAUCUCCUAGUGAAAUACCAGAUGUAUUGCAAGGAGAGAUAGCUCGAUUAGAUCAACGAUUUAAGGUAUAAUCAAUUUUUCUUUGCAAUUUUAUAAUAUGUAUUUAAACAUAUAUUAUAUAUAUAUAUAUAUAGUUAGUUGGACU
Apis florea (little honeybee) is the source of this 1703-nucleotide messenger RNA. It is a transcript of the gene MED15, whose product is annotated as mediator complex subunit 15. Lineage: Eukaryota; Metazoa; Arthropoda; Insecta; Hymenoptera; Apidae. Gene Ontology annotation, biological process: regulation of DNA-templated transcription. Gene Ontology annotation, molecular function: transcription coregulator activity. The record is from RefSeq and is a predicted model, not a curated record.